AUGGGCUGUUUCGAAAGAGAGCAUGCAGGCUUUGCAUGCGACACUCAUGCAGCGCUCCUGCCGCCUAUGGGUCAGGUGGCGAGUGAAGAUAUCACGGAGGAUGAUGAGGUUAAGUGUACUUUAUGGCGACGCAUGGUUCAACAUAGUCUUGCUGAAUGGGAGCGUAUGAGUCAAGGUGUUAUUAUUGUAGGAGAGGGAGGAGACGAUGAAGAUGAUGCUCCAGACAAGGAUAACGUUGACCCACAACAUGCUGACAAAGAUGACACCGAGGAAGACUAUGAUGAUAUCGCAAGCGAGGAGGUAGGAGAGGCUGAAGAUUGA
Melampsora larici-populina 98AG31 is the source of this 321-nucleotide messenger RNA. RefSeq lists its product as uncharacterized. The transcript is spliced from 2 exons. NCBI's taxonomy places the organism in Eukaryota, Fungi, Basidiomycota, Pucciniomycetes, Pucciniales, Melampsoraceae. The record is from RefSeq and is a predicted model, not a curated record. The coding region runs from base 1 to 321 and encodes 106 amino acids.